Molecule: messenger RNA, 2242 nt
Organism: Rana temporaria (common frog)
Lineage: Eukaryota; Metazoa; Chordata; Amphibia; Anura; Ranidae
Gene: FPGS
Product: folylpolyglutamate synthase
Exons: 15
Coding region: 20-1888 (622 amino acids)
Biological process (GO): tetrahydrofolylpolyglutamate biosynthetic process
Cellular component (GO): mitochondrion; cytosol; cytoplasm
Molecular function (GO): tetrahydrofolylpolyglutamate synthase activity; ATP binding
Source: RefSeq, a predicted model, not a curated record
CUGUCGCUCUCUGAGUCUCAUGCCAAGUUCCAUGUCUGUCAUUCUCUUUGCCACACGCAAGAUGGCGCCGCUGACACGCGGCUCUUUGGGCUUCGGAGGGGGCGUGUCUGGCGCCCGUAGCAUGGCUCCACGGUACCGGCCUUUCCACGCGGUGCUCCGGUUACUGCCAUACGAGUGCCGCGCCUGUCUGGGCCGAGGGUUCAGCGUGCAGACCGUUCCCGCCGUCAGGAUGGAGUAUCAGGAUGCGAUUCGUACACUGAACACGCUGCAGACGAAUGCCAGUUACCUGGACCAGGUGAAGAGGCAGAGAAAUGAUCCUUGGAUACAGCUUGCUGCUAUGAAUGGCUUUUUGGAGAGAAGCGGCCUCUCGGUGGAAGACUUGGAUCAGCUAAAUAUAAUUCAUGUGACUGGAACAAAGGGCAAGGGGUCUACAUGUGCCUUCACUGAGCAGAUUCUGCGGAACUGCGGCCUAAAGACAGGAUUUUAUAGCUCUCCCCAUCUGGUACAAGUGAGAGAGAGGAUCCGGAUCAAUGGGCAGCCAAUCAGCAAGGAGUUGUUCAGUAAAUAUUUCUGGCAAGUUUACAAUCGUCUGGAAGAGUCCAAGACUGAUGACUUCGGCUCCAUGCCCCCUUACUUCCGAUUCCUGACCAUUAUGGCGUUCCAUGUCUUCCUUCAGGAGAAGGUAGAUCUGGCUGUACUGGAGGUGGGAAUUGGUGGAGCAUAUGACUGCACAAAUAUUAUCAGGAAACCCAUUGUUUGUGGAAUCUCCUCGCUUGGUGUUGACCACACAGCCAUUCUGGGAGACACUAUUGAGAAGAUUGCCUGGCAAAAAGGGGGCAUAUUAAAGCCGGGCGUUCCAGGAUUUACUGUCCCUCAGCCUGCCAGUCCUCUACAAGUGCUAAUAAAUAGAGCAAAGGAGAUUGGAUGCCCUUUAUACAUGUGCCCAGAUAUAGCGGAAUAUGAGGAGGAGGGGAAGUCUCUCCAUCUGGGUCUGGCUGGAGAUCAUCAGAAAUCAAACGCAUCCCUGGCACUACAGUUGGCGCAGAUGUGGCUUCAGCAAAGAGGAUGCAAAGGGUUUGGAGAAACAAAAAUUCCCAGUCCGAAGCUUCCUUUAGUAAAGUGGCCACUUUCCUUGGCAUCAGCUUUCCGUCCCAGUCUUCCAAUGGUCAAAGGUUUACAGGACACAGUAUGGUUGGGGCGCACACAGGCGCUGCAGCGUGGCCCUAUAUCUUAUUACAUUGAUGGAGCGCACACUAACAGCAGCAUUAAGGCCUGCGUCAAAUGGUUCCAACAGGUGGCGCUCAAUGAGGAGAAAGCUGGAGCGGGGUCUGUGGUCCGGGUUCUGCUGUUUAAUGCCACGGGUGAGAGAGACACUGCUGCCUUGUUAAAACUUCUUCAGCCCUGCCACUUUGACUACGCCGUCUUCUGUCCUAACAUCAGUGAGGUGUCUGGAGUGGGGAUUGCAGAUCAGCAGAAUUACAAUGUGACUUUGGAGAACGUUCUGACCCGAUGUCUAGAGAACCAGAAGAAGUGGAACAUGUUAAUGGAGGAGAGAAGCUGUUCUGAUCCCUGGGCCUCCUCAUUGCCUGACACUUUAAUAAAGGACAGCCCCCGCGGUUCCUCCUUGCUCCUCGCUCAUUCUUCAGAUCGUCUCCUAAACUGUAAUUCUCUUGUGUUCCCCUGUAUUUCACACGCCUUGCAAUGGGCCACUCAGGGGCGGGACCCUGACUUCCCCUGCCUGGACAGUAACUUGCUCCACCACCACCCAGUGGCUAGUUCUGGUUCUGUACUGCUGAGAGAAGCUGCCCACAUCCAGAUCCUCAUCACCGGGAGCCUUCACCUGGUGGGAGGAGCUCUGAAGCUGAUCGACCAAUCUCUUACUCAGUGACCAGGGAUUAUCCAGUCUUGACACCUUAAUGUUUACUUGAAUGGCGGAUCUGCCCUUGCUGCCUAAUAUCCGUUAACCUCAUAGCUGCCAGAGACCUCUUCUCACAUUCAUCUUUGUGUCAACGUUUCUGAAAGCAUUCUGUAUAAGCCUGGCAAGCGCUGGGAUCGUUGAUGCUCAUUACCUCUGGACCUUGCUCUUUCGUAAAGGGCUGCCUUUUUUUAAAUUUAUGCCAGAUGGCCCUAGCAGAUGUUGAAAUUCCUGAUGCCCCUUGUGUACAUAGCUGGGAGAAAUUUGGAUAACGGCUCUGUAUAUUUUAUAUUUCAUUCCUGCUGAAAAAAAUAUUUAUUAUCAAUG